This is a messenger RNA of Strongyloides ratti, 627 nucleotides long. Its product is annotated as Trehalase. The transcript has 3 exons. Gene Ontology annotation, biological process: trehalose catabolic process. Lineage: Eukaryota; Metazoa; Nematoda; Chromadorea; Rhabditida; Strongyloididae. The coding region runs from base 1 to 627 and encodes 208 amino acids. The record is from RefSeq and is a predicted model, not a curated record. Gene Ontology annotation, molecular function: alpha,alpha-trehalase activity.
AUGAUACCUUUUAUUUUACGACUGCUAAUAGUUAUUUUAUGUACUUGUCAAUUUUAUUUACAUGUUAAUACACAAUUACUUCCACCAAUAAGAAGAAAAAGUGGAGAUGUUUCAUUACCAACAUUAGAAGAAAUUUUAAAAGUAGUUGGGACUUCAAAAGUGGAAAAUGAUGCCUGUGAAUUUCAAAUUUAUGGUGUAGAAAAUGUCUGUGAUGAAAGAGAUACAAAGAAUUAUUUUAUAUAUUGUACAGGUAAAUUGAUGCAUUCAGUUAUGUAUCAUAAGUUAUUUAAUGAUUCCAAAACAUUUGUUGACAAGCCAUUAAAAUAUAAUCCCAAUAGAACUAUGACAGAUUUUUUAAAGCAAUUUCCAGAGGCAGUUGAAAAAAUUGAUAGAGAUAAACUUUUAGAUUUUGUUAAUAGAUAUUUUUAUGAAGAAGGUCAUGAAUUAGAAAAUUGUACUUCAAUUAUUGACUGGUCUGAAAAACCAGAAAAGUUAAUGAAGAUCAAUGAUGACACUUUAAGAAAUUGGGCAUUAAAAUUAAAUUUUAUAUGGAAAAAUCUUUGUAGAAAUGUAAAAAAUGAUGUGGUCGUUUUCGUGAAUUUUAUUAUUGGGAUACAUAUUGGAUAA